Sarcophilus harrisii (Tasmanian devil) is the source of this 3255-nucleotide messenger RNA. RefSeq names its product homeobox B5 (gene HOXB5). NCBI's taxonomy places the organism in Eukaryota, Metazoa, Chordata, Mammalia, Dasyuromorphia, Dasyuridae. The transcript has 2 exons. The record is from RefSeq and is a predicted model, not a curated record. Gene Ontology annotation, cellular component: nucleus. Gene Ontology annotation, molecular function: RNA polymerase II cis-regulatory region sequence-specific DNA binding; DNA-binding transcription factor activity, RNA polymerase II-specific. Gene Ontology annotation, biological process: regulation of transcription by RNA polymerase II; anterior/posterior pattern specification. The coding region runs from base 1384 to 2187 and encodes 267 amino acids.
UCAUUCUCUUCUCUCUCUCUUCUUCCCCCAGUCUUUCUUUCUUUCUUCCUUUCGCAAUCUAGGCAGGAAGGAGUUGCCCCAGCUUUAGGGCAUUUUUGUGAUCGCUGGAGCUCUUUUCAGAGUCCCUAAUUAUUAUAAUUGUGUCACUUUCAAUUUGGCAUGUGAUUACUAUUUGCAGGCAAGCUCUGAAAAUCCAAAACUGUCUGGAAAUUCAACAAAGCAUUGCAGGAGUCCACAAGCUCAAUUCUGCCAAGCUCCUGGAUUGUGGGUAGAUAGGAAAGGAAAGAUAGUCCUGGAACCAUUUUUAGGCCUAAAAGUGGGGUUCAAUCUUCAGCCCUUCUUUUCUCUUCCAAUUUACCCUCUAGAGGUUCCACCAGCAUUUAUAUUUUGAAAUCGUUAUUCUUCCAUCCAAAUUCAUUCUCAUUUACUUCUCUCACUAUUCUCCAACCUCUCCCUGCCAUCUUCUUCACAAAUGACUCGACCUGCUUCUUUAUUUAACCUUUUCCCUUCCCCUGGACAGGAUUGGAGUUUCGGGUAAGAAUAGAGGACAAGAGUCAAGUCCCAGGUUUUCCUGGGACGUAAAAGGGCUUGCUUGCUCUUCUGAAAAUCCCUUCUAUAGACUCCAGAUCAUUUUCCAUGUCUACGCUAAUACUUGAGAUUUCGAACCAAGACCAAGUCUGUGUUUUCCCACUCUUGGAGUCUUAUGGAAAAUCGGUUGAAAUAGUUAUUUCACGCACAUUUCCCCUUCCCCCACUGGGAAAAAAAAGCACGGGAGUUAGGGGACUAAGAGACAAGAAUGAGUUAGCAUUUUGAGCUUCAUACAUUUUAAAAGGGGGAGAUAACAUAAGAUGGGGUAAUGCCCUCCUGUAGGAAGGGUCAACUCAACACCACUCUCAAAUGAUUGUAUUUCCCCAUCUUUGCUCUUUUUCUCAGUCCCUUUUCCUCUUUCCUCAAGGGAGGAAGGCAGCCGCCAUCGCUGCCGCUGACUGCACUUCCGACUAUCGCCGGGAGGUGGCGCGCUAUGCUAAGAGGCUGCCUCGAACCUUCUCCCUGUUUCUCUCUUCGGUUUUUUUUUUUUUUUUUUUUUUUUUGGGGGAAGGCUUGCAUUGAAUCGGCCCUAACGAUUCUCAGAUCGUCAUUAUUUGUAACCAUAGAGCAUGAAUUACCUCUUGAGGUCAUCAGCGAGAAUUUACGACUGGUCAACAAAAGCACGUGAUUCCCCAACGCCCCCCCAUCCCCCCUUCUUACCCCCCCCAUAUUUGGCCGCAUACAUAGCAAAACGAAGUACAGUGCAUUGCUAUAAUUCAUUAAUACAUCAUAAAUCGUGAAGCACAGGGUUAUAACGACCACGAUCCACAAAUCAAGCCCUCCAAAAUAACCCAAAUGAGCUCUUACUUUGUAAACUCGUUCUCGGGGCGCUAUCCAAAUGGCCCGGACUAUCAGUUGCUAAAUUAUGGCAGUAGCAGCUCUUUGAACGGUUCUUACAGGGAUUCUGCUACCAUGCAUACCAGCUCUUACGGCUACAAUUACAAUGGGAUGGAUCUCAGCAUCAACCGCUCCUCAGCCUCCUCCAGCCACUUUGGGGCGGUGGGGGAGACCUCGCGUGCCUUCCCCUCGCCGGGCCAGGAGUCCCGGUUCAGGCAGGCUUCAAGCUGCUCCCUGUCCUCUCCUGAGUCCCUGCCCUGCUCCAACAGCGACAACCACGGAGGCAAGCCCUCCGCCUCGUCCCCCUCUGACCAGGCGACCUCUGCCAGUUCCAACACCAAUUUUACAGAAAUAGACGAGACCAGCGCGUCCUCGGAGCCCGAAGAAGCAAACCAGUUAAAUAACAGCAAUUUAAGCCGAGCCCAGACAGAACCCAUCGCGACCUCCACAGCGACAACGGAGGGACAGACUCCACAAAUCUUUCCCUGGAUGAGGAAGCUGCACAUUAGCCACGAUAUGACCGGCCCGGAUGGGAAAAGGGCACGGACCGCUUACACUCGCUACCAGACCCUGGAGUUGGAGAAAGAGUUUCACUUCAAUAGGUAUCUCACCCGCCGGCGGAGGAUAGAAAUCGCCCACGCUCUCUGCCUCUCCGAGCGGCAGAUUAAGAUCUGGUUUCAGAACCGCCGGAUGAAAUGGAAGAAAGAUAACAAACUGAAGAGCAUGAGUUUGGCUACGGCCGGCAGCGCCUUCCAGCCCUAAAUUCUGGAGGAGCCCAAACCCACAGCCAAUACCCCCACCUCCUAAUCCCUCCACACACAGUCAGUCUCCAGGCGCCGGCCUCUUCCUUUCUGUCGCUCUCUGUGGAUUUAGAACCGAUUCCUAACGCGGUAGAAGCGAACGCGCCACAGCGUUGCUAUGGCUUGAGAUUUUUCGUUCGGUUUUAGGUCCUCCCGUCCCUUCCUUAUCUUUCCACAAGCUCCUUGGACUGGUUAUUAUUGUUAUUAUAAUUAAUAAUUAUUAUUUCCCACCCACGCCCUCCUCUACCCUAUCAGUGUUUCUGAAUGUUCGUGUCCGUGAUUGCUUCUCCCCCCCAAAAGGAAAGAAACUCGCAUGUUUAAAUGUGAAUACCCCUCCCCCUUCUGUGUUCUAACUUAUUUAUAAAAGGAGGAUGGAUGCAUUUGCGUUUAUAACUUGAAAUCUCUGUACUUGAACUGCAGUUGGGUCUAGGUGGGGGCCUGGGAUGGGAGAGAGACGUUCAAUGGGGAUCAGAGGAAAAUAAUCUUAAAUUAACUGCCAAUUUAGGGGGGGAAAGAUAUAUAUAUAGAUAUCUGUCUCUAUAUAGAUAGAUAUCUAUAUAUAUAUUUCUUGAUUCUCUCCCUUCCUCCUCCCCUUUCCAGGCCUGGGUCUCACUCUCUGCCUAAUCCUGGGUAGGACAGAGACAGAGGGAUAGGCCUAGGAUUGGUGAGAAGACGGAUAUUAAGGUGCAAGUCUUAGUCUCAGCAGAAAAAACCCGGGCCUACGACUUUGAGAGGAGACAAAAAAAAAAAAAAAAAAAAAAAAAAAAAAUAAGGGAGGGGGAGAAGUCUGAUCAAAUGGAAAAUCUAGGUGUAUAUUAGGCCAAUCUUCAAGACCCCAGGGUGUGUAAAUAUUGGAAAAUUUAGGUUCGGGUGCACCUCUCUCCAAUCCUUCUGCCCCCAAAACCAUUUGUAGUCAGGCGAGUGGAUGUGUUCUGUGUGAAAUCUGUCUUUGCCGGACCGUCUCAGUGAUAAGCUUUUUGUAUUUGUUUGUAGCUUUUCUUGAAGUCGAAUAAAUGUCUCUCCUACUCCA